Ananas comosus (pineapple) is the source of this 2952-nucleotide messenger RNA. RefSeq lists its product as uncharacterized. The record is from RefSeq and is a predicted model, not a curated record. Gene Ontology annotation, biological process: tRNA splicing, via endonucleolytic cleavage and ligation. Lineage: Eukaryota; Viridiplantae; Streptophyta; Magnoliopsida; Poales; Bromeliaceae. Gene Ontology annotation, molecular function: RNA ligase (ATP) activity; ATP binding.
GUCUCGCUCAAACACUCUGGAUCUUUGUUCAUGUAUGCGGGCCAUGAGGGCGGUGCAUAUGCAAAGAAUAGCUUUGGAAACAUUUGGUGUCUUUGUUUUGGGACGCAUGUUUCGUGAAGCGUGGGGCAAGGAGGCAUCCAGGAUGCAAGCAGAGUUUAAUGAUUUUCUUGAGAAAAGUCGCAUAUGUAUCUCGAUGGAGCUGGUCACUGCUGUUUUGGGGGAUCACGGACAACGACCCAAAGAUGAUUAUGUUGUUGUGACAGCUGUAACAGAUCUGGGCAACGGGAAGCCAAAGUUUUACUCUACACCUGAGUUAAUUGCGUUUUGUAGGAAAUGGCGCCUUCCGACAAACCAUGUCUGGUUGUUCUCAACAAGGAAAUCUGUCACUUCAUUUUUUGCUGCCUAUGAUGCAUUAUGUGAAGAAGGAACAGCAACACCUGUAUGUAAAGCUCUUGAUGAAGUAGCAGACAUAUCUGUACCUGGAUCAAAAGAUCACGUAAAGGUUCAGGGUGAGAUAUUGGAAGGUUUGGUUGCUCGUAUAGUGAGCCGUGAUAGCUCAGUGCACAUGGAAAAAGCCUUGAAAGAUUUCCCUCCACCACCAUUAGAUGGAAUUGAUCUUGAUUUGGGACCAAGUUUGCGUGAAGUUUGUGCUGCUAACAGGUCUGAUGAAAAGCAGCAAAUGAAAGCACUUCUUGACAAUGUUGGGACUUCUAUGUGCCCUGACCACUCUGAUUGGUUUGGGAUUGGCGAUUUUGGUGCUCAUUCUCGGAAUGCUGAUAGGUCUGUCCUUACUAAAUUUUUGCAAGCUCAUCCCACAGAUUAUGCAACCAUGAAACUGCAGGAGUUAAUACGUCUGAUGAGACAGAGACAUUUCCCUGCUGCUUUUAAGUGUUACUGUAACUUCCACAAAAUUGACUCUUUGUCAAAAGACAAUUUGUACUAUAAGAUGGUUAUACAUGUCCAUAGUGAUUCUGUUUUUCGUCGAUACCAGCAAGAGAUGAGGAGAAACCGUGGAUUAUGGCCGUUGUACAGGGGUUUCUUCAUCGACAUAAACUUGUUUAAGGUGACCAAAGAGAAGGCUGCUGAACUUGCCAAAGACAGUAAUUCUAUGCUUAAGAAUAUAAAUGGUGCCACUGAGUCUGAUUCCUUAUCAACAAAUGGUCUAGCUGAUGAGGAUGCAAAUCUGAUGGUCAAGUUAAAAUUUCUGACAUACAAGUUACGGACAUUUUUGAUUCGAAAUGGUUUGUCCAUACUUUUCAAGGAUGGCCCAUCAGCCUAUAAGACUUAUUACCUCAGGCAAAUGAAGAACUGGGGAACAUCAGCUAAUAAGCAGAGAGAACUUAGCAAAAUGUUGGACGAGUGGGCUGUCUAUAUUCGGAGAAAAUACGGAAGUAAGCAGCUUUCCUCAUCAACAUAUCUUAGUGAAGCUGAGCCUUUUCUUGAGCAGUAUGCCAAGCGCAGCCCUGAGAACCAGGCUUUGGUAGGAGCUGCUGGUAGCUUAGUUAGGGCAGAAAACUUUUUGGCCAUAAUUGAUAGAGAUGAGGAGGGCGAUCUUUGUCCUGAGGAGGUAGCACCUAUUAGUCCUGCUUCUGCAACCACUGAUGUGGUUCCCAAAAGUGAAGGCCUUAUUGUAUUCUUUCCUGGCAUACCUGGUUGUGCCAAGUCAGCACUUUGCAAAGAAAUACUGAGCACUCCUGGCGGCCUUGGUGAUAAUCGCCCUGUGCAUAGUCUCAUGGGAGAUCUUAUCAAAGGAAGAUAUUGGCAAAAAGUUGCUGAUGAGCGGAAAAAGAAACCAUGUGCUAUAACACUUGCUGAUAAAAAUGCACCAAACGAAGAAGUGUGGAGACAGAUUGAGGAUAUGUGCCGAAGCACUAAGGCCUCUGCUGUUCCUGUUGUUCCUGAAUCUGAAGGAACUGAUUCAAAUCCAUUUUCUCUUGAUGCGCUGGCUGUUUUUAUGUUUCGUGUACUUCAGCGGGUUAAUCAUCCGGGAAAUUUGGAUAAAGCAUCUCCAAAUGCUGGUUAUGUUCUGUUAAUGUUUUAUCACCUAUAUGACGGCAAGAGUCGUAGAGAAUUCGAGAGUGAAUUAUAUGAACGUUUCGGCUCACUAGUCAAGAUGCCUUUGCUCAAGGCUGACAGGGAGCCGUUGCCUGAGCCUGUGAAGUCUAUUCUUGAGGAAGGGAUUAGUUUGUUCAGGCUUCACCAGAACAGGCAUGGAAGAUUGGAACCGUCAAAAGGAUCAUAUGCAAAAGAAUGGGCUCGAUGGGAAAAGAGGCUGCGGGAGGUCCUGUUUGGAAAUGCAGAUUACCUCAAUUCAAUUCAGUUAGCCAAGGAGGAUGCUAAAGUCAAAGUUUUUCUCGAAGAUAAGAACAUGGAGAACAAUCUCAAGAAAGCUCAUGUUACUCUGGCCCACAAAAGAAGCCAUGGCGUUACAGCUGUUGCAAGCUACGGCGUCUAUCUUGAGCAGAAGGUCCCAGUUGAUUUUACCGCAUUCCUCUUCUCAGACAAGUUGGCUGCACUUGAAGCACGGCUUGGGUCGGUAAAUGGGGAUAAGAUAGACUCUAAGAAUGAGUGGCCCCAUGUGACCAUCUGGACAGCCCCAGGCGUACCAGCAAAGGAGGCCAACACAUUGCCCCAGUUGGUUUCCAAAGGCAAAGCGACAAGGCUUGUUAUCGAUCCUCCAGUCACCAUAUCAGGUGUCUUGGACUUCUAUUGAUUUCCAAACUUGAAAUUUAUUGGAGUGAGAGUAGAAACUAAUUUAUGAAACCAAUUUUGUAAUGAUAGAGUGAGUGGAAGUCCCUCAAACCUCCGUUGGUAAUUUUUUUUCCCCCCUUAUGUAAAAUUUGAGCUGAGAUUCUUGUGACCUGAGUUCUACGAGGAAUUUUGUUUCGGAAUCAGAGAAUUUUUGAAAGUACUUGCAGGAAGAUACAUGAUUAUGCUUUCUUCUUUCUCUAA